UCUCUACUUCACUUCACGCUCCAUCUUAAUCUCACCAAUAUAUAUAGCCCCUUCAACAAAAUUCUUUGAAAACACAGUAGUUGCUCGCUAUUUGCAUUUCGAAACUCAAAAGCUAUGGAGCUGCAACUUGGACUUGCUCUUUUUCCGGACAUUAACAAAUUUGAGAUGAAUAAGGAGAGUACCUCUGAGCCUCAGAGGGAUAUGUAUGGCUCUGGUCACACGCUACACCCGAACAAGCGUAAUUUUAAUGAAGCAUUUGAUCGUCAUGAUUCUUUUGUUAGUACUACUGAUGAUAUUCCGCGGACGCUGGCUCUUUUCUCAUGGGACAAUGAUGAUGCGAAGAAAGACGGUGAAGAUGUAAAGCCUAGUUAUUCAUUGUACGUGAAGGUGAAGAUGGAGGGAGUUCCAAUUGCGCGAAAAGUUGACUUAGGCCAGCAUCAGUCUUAUCACUCACUGGCAACCACAUUGCUCCGAAUGUUUGGGAAAUCUGAGGAGAACAUGAAGGAUUACAAACUCACAUACCAAGACGACGAGGGAGACUGGUUGCUGGCCGAAGAUUUACCUUGGAAAAGUUUCAUGGAGUCGGUGCAAUGUCUGAAGUGGAUAAAGAGCUCUCAUCCUGAUAGGGACCUGGAUUGAGAUCGAAUUGUACAUAGUUUAUGUUUUUCCUCAUCAGUUCUGCAACAAAUGUAUGGGAAAACAAAUUUUUAAACGAUGUCCUAGAUGAUUUUCUACUA
Daucus carota subsp. sativus is the source of this 737-nucleotide messenger RNA. RefSeq names its product auxin-induced protein 22A. Gene Ontology annotation, biological process: regulation of DNA-templated transcription. NCBI's taxonomy places the organism in Eukaryota, Viridiplantae, Streptophyta, Magnoliopsida, Apiales, Apiaceae. Gene Ontology annotation, molecular function: protein binding. The transcript has 3 exons. Gene Ontology annotation, cellular component: nucleus. The coding region runs from base 115 to 639 and encodes 174 amino acids. The record is from RefSeq and is a predicted model, not a curated record.